AUGUUCUCAUACCGGUAUUUCAAACCCAUUCAGACAAAGUGUAGACCUUCUGCAAGUAAAACUGUUAGAACAUUCUGUAAAAAAGCUGUAAGUGAACCGAAGAAGCAAUAUGAUGUGAUCAUCAUAGGUGGAGGUCACAACGGGCUGGUAGCCGCUGGUUAUCUCGCCAAAGCAGGAGCAAAAGUCUGUGUUCUGGAAAGACGUUACCUCCUGGGGGGAGCAGCAGUUACUGAAGAAAUUAUUCCUGGCUUUAAGUUUUCAAGAGCAUCGUACCUUCUAAGUCUCUUGCGUCCUCAAAUCUACGAGGAUCUAAAGCUAAAGGAAAAUGGCUUGAAAGUGUAUCAUCGACACCCAUCUUCAUACACCCCAAUACGAGAGAGCCUCUGGUGCAGUCCUCACGCCAGAUCUCUGACUCUAGGGAGGGAUUCCUCACAAAACUCUAAGGAAAUUGCUAAAUUUUCACGUAAAGAUGCAGAAAUAUUUCCAAAAUAUGAGGAGUUACUGGAGCGACUGGUUAAAGCACUCGAGCCUGUUAUGGAUGUUUCACCUCACAGCUUCAUGGAAAUGUUGGACAAACCUUCCAUCUGGAAUAGAGCUAUAUGUGCCUGGAGCAAUCAUGAUUUGAAACUGCUUGCGACUAACAUACUCAAGCUAGGGAGGGACAUGAGGCCUCUGUAUGAGUUCAUGACAGCCUCUCCUCACAGUAUUCUAAGCCACUGGUUUGAAUCUGAGCCACUUCGAGCCACCCUUGCUACAGAUGCUCUCAUUGGAACAUCAGCCUGCACCACCACUCCUGGGGUAGGGUAUGUACUUCUCCAUCAUGUGAUGGGAGGGGUAGAUGGUGUGAGAGGAGCCUGGGCGUAUCCAGAGGGAGGCAUGGGAGCGGUUUCAAACUCUAUUGCUAAGGCAGCACAGUGCCACGGGGCUGAAAUUUACACCAACCAGAUGGUGACAGGUGUCAAGCUAGACAGUAGAGGGAGGGUGCAGGGGGUAGUGACCUCUGCAGGGCUAGAGGUACAAGCCUCUCUAGUCCUUUCUAACGCUACACUCUCCGCCACGUUGGCCUUGCUCCCUCCAGCCAGCUUGAGUCCUGACAUUUUACAAGCAGUGCAGGCCAUUGACUAUGAGUCUCCUGUUACCAAGAUUAAUGUGGCUGUUAGUCGUCUGCCAGACUUCAUUGCUGAUCGAAACAUCCGACCAAACCAAGUGAUGCCUCACCAUCAGGCCACCAUCCACCUCAACUGCGAGAACUGUGGUCUUGUAGAUGAGGCUUACGAUGACUACCAGAAGGGUGUGCUGCCCGCAAGACCCAUGAUCGAGAUGGUGAUCCCGUCUAGUGUGGACCCCACCUUGGCACCUGCGGGUGGUCAUGUGGUACUGCUGUUCACCCAGUUCACCCCCUACACACUGACGGGGGGCCGGGUGUGGGACACUAUGGUCAGAGAAGAAUAUGCUCAGAUUGUGUUUGACUGUAUAGAAGAAUAUGCUCCUGGUUUCAAAGGAAGUGUGAUUGGCAAAGAAGUUCUUUCACCGCCUGACUUGGAACAAAUAUUUGGACUCACUGGAGGGAAUAUUUUCCAUGGGGCGAUGACUGCGAAGCAGCUGUUUCUUAACCGUCCGCUGCCAUGGGGCGCUGCCAGCCCUUAUACUGCAGUGCAGGGCCUGCUUCUGUGUGGAGCGGGGGCUCACCCAGGUGGGGGUGUGUGCGGGGCUCCGGGGCGCCUGGCAGCCUUAGAGGCUGCAAAGCUACUGCAGCUAUCCAGCCUAUGA
Molecule: messenger RNA, 1770 nt
Organism: Macrosteles quadrilineatus (aster leafhopper)
Lineage: Eukaryota; Metazoa; Arthropoda; Insecta; Hemiptera; Cicadellidae
Product: pyridine nucleotide-disulfide oxidoreductase domain-containing protein 2-like
Exons: 11
Coding region: 1-1770 (589 amino acids)
Molecular function (GO): oxidoreductase activity
Source: RefSeq, a predicted model, not a curated record